GUGCUUAACACUGGAAAGUUGUUGGUGGUGGCGGUAGCACGCAGAGAGCGGAGAAGAUGGUGUCGUUGAAGCUACAGAAGCGGUUGGCCGCCAGCGUUCUCAAGUGCGGCAGGGGAAAGGUUUGGCUUGAUCCCAACGAAGUCAAUGAAAUCUCCAUGGCCAAUUCUCGACAAAACAUAAGGAAGUUGGUAAAGGAUGGGUUUAUUAUCAGGAAACCAACUAAGAUUCACUCUCGCUCUCGUGCUCGUCGAAUGAAGGAGGCCAAGAGGAAGGGUCGCCACUCAGGAUAUGGUAAGCGUAAGGGUACAAGGGAGGCAAGGCUUCCUACCAAAAUCCUUUGGAUGAGGAGGAUGCGUGUCCUUAGACGCUUGCUUCGCAAGUACAGGGAAUCAAAGAAGAUUGACAAGCACAUGUACCACGACAUGUAUAUGAAGGUGAAAGGUAAUGUUUUCAAGAACAAGAGAGUGCUUAUGGAGAGCAUACACAAGUCCAAGGCUGAGAAGGCAAGAGAGAAGACCUUGUCUGACCAGUUUGAGGCAAAGCGUGCAAAGAACAAGGCUAGCAGGGAGAGGAAAAUUGCUCGGAGAGAGGAGCGCUUGGCUCAUGGUCCGGGAGAGAAGCCAUCAGCAGCACCAAGUGCAACAGCAUCUCAGCCAGCUCAAGCACCAAAGAAAUCCAAGAAGUGAGUCAUAAUCCAGAGAUUUGAUGGAUGGUAGCUCGUUGUGGGUGCUGGCAUCUUCAGUUACUGUGCUCAAGUAAUUUUUGUCGAGUAUCUUUUUGUUGGUUUUAGAUUUUUAGUUACUCUGCUUAUGUGUUUGUCCUUUUAUAUAGCCAACUUAAAACUUCAUCCGACAUUUUAUAAUAUGCAUUAAUGAUAAAUUUUUCCAUAAUAUUUUAAAUGGCGAAAUAAGACUCUAUUGU
Molecule: messenger RNA, 921 nt
Organism: Abrus precatorius (Indian licorice)
Lineage: Eukaryota; Viridiplantae; Streptophyta; Magnoliopsida; Fabales; Fabaceae
Product: 60S ribosomal protein L19-1-like
Exons: 5
Coding region: 57-686 (209 amino acids)
Biological process (GO): translation
Cellular component (GO): ribosome; cytosolic large ribosomal subunit
Molecular function (GO): RNA binding; structural constituent of ribosome
Source: RefSeq, a predicted model, not a curated record